This is a messenger RNA of Xenopus tropicalis (tropical clawed frog), 3817 nucleotides long. RefSeq names its product sodium channel, non voltage gated 1 delta subunit (gene scnn1d). The record is from RefSeq and is a predicted model, not a curated record. Gene Ontology annotation, molecular function: sodium channel activity; ligand-gated sodium channel activity. Gene Ontology annotation, biological process: sodium ion transport. NCBI's taxonomy places the organism in Eukaryota, Metazoa, Chordata, Amphibia, Anura, Pipidae. Gene Ontology annotation, cellular component: plasma membrane; membrane. The transcript has 14 exons. Bases 496 to 2310 code for a protein of 604 amino acids.
UGCAUAUAUUGUUUUGUUGCAAUAGAUGCUGUUAUUGCUGAAUCUUGGUUUUUAAAAUUUUUAUUCUUAGCAGGACUGCCCAUGGUGUGUUCCUCGACACCCAUUCACUGUGUCACUGUGCAGUGAAUUACCAGGUUUCCUAGUAUCUCCCACCGCUUUCAGGUUUGCCCAGUCACCAGAAGGGAAGCCCCCUGUGUUUGCUGGAGUUCAAACCCAACCUACAAACAGUGCCUGGAAAUGGUUGCACUCACUGUAUUAGGAAAGGUAUCACUAAAGAAAGGUAGGCUUUGAUUAUACAUAAGAUAUCUCAGUUGGAGUUGUGUAGUUCUGCCUAUUUACAUAUAGCCAAAAAUGGUACUGCCUCUUCCUUACUUUGUUUAACAGCUUCCAGCCCUGUAGACUUAAUAAACACAUGCAAGGCUUUAACCUGACAUUCUGCUGUUACUUGUCUUAGGCAGCCUCAUUCUUUCUAGAGAACAGAUACAGAUCCUUGUUAUGGAGUCCACAGAAAAAGAGAAAAAGGAAGGCUUGAUUGAAUUUUAUGACUCCUUUGAAGAUAUGCUAAAGUUUUUCUGUGACAACACCACAAUCCAUGGCACAGUCCGACUUAACUGCUCCAGAGAAAACAAAAUGAAAACCACUUUCUGGCUCGUGCUUUACUUUGUCGCAUUUGCUAUGAUGUACUGGCAGUUUGGGCAAUUAACAGAUCAGUACUGGGCAUAUCCUACUAACACAAUCAUAGGUUUGCAGUCAAAGGGUAAAAUAUUUCCAGCCGUGACCAUCUGCAAUCUGAAUCCAUACAGAUUUGAUCAAGUUAAUAUGUAUAUUAAUCAGCUGGACCAGCUGGCAAAAGAAACACUCUAUUUGCUAUAUGAAUAUGAAUAUGAGGUUCCUGAGUCACCACAGCAAGUUGUUGAUCUACAGGAUUUGCUAAACAAUGUGACAGGCCAAUUCAACGGAAAUUUUAUCUUAGACCAAUCCAUUGUGUUACAGAAGUUGCAAGAGAAUGGUUCAGGCCCAGCUUUACCAGGGCAGAAGAAAUUUAAAGUAGGAUUUAAGCUGUGUAAUUCCUCAGGAGAUUGCUACUACAAAUGGUUCUGGUCUGGAUUUGAUGCUGUUCAUGAAUGGUACAAGUUCCACUACAUAAACAUUAUGUCCAAUAUACCCGCUGUGCUGAACAUAGCAAAUAAUUUUUCGAGGGAUUACAUUUUGACAUGCCAUUUUAAUGAGAUGCCUUGUGAUGAACGAGAAUAUGUUCAUUUCCACCACCCAAUCUAUGGAAACUGUUUUACAAUUAAUAACCAUUGGAAGGAAAACUCCUGGUACUCAUCCAGGCCCGGAAAGCAGUAUGGGCUGUCUAUCGUUGUGAAGACAGAUCUGCAUGACAACAUGCCUCUCCUGUCACAAGCAGCAGGUGCAAGAAUCAUGAUCCACAACCCCAACCAGCCACCUCUAGUGGAACACCAGGGCUUUGAUAUCAGGCCAGGAACUGAGAAUUCAAUAAGCGUAAAACAGGAAGAAGCAAUAAGAUUAGGUGGAAAAUAUAGUCAGUGCACAUCUGAUGGAAGUGAUCUUGGCAUCAAAAUACUUUACAACACAUCUUACACAAUGCAGGCAUGCUUAAAUUCCUGCUUCCAGUACAAAAUGAUUGAAGUGUGUGGAUGUGGCUAUUAUUUUUACCCACUGCCUCCUGGAAUGGAAUACUGCAACUAUAACAAGCAUCCUGACUGGGGGUAUUGUUUCUAUCAACUAUAUGAAAAGAUGCUAGACCACACACUUAUCUGCUUUACCCAAUGUCCAAAGCAAUGCAAGCAGACCGAAUAUCACCUUUCUGCAGGGACUGCCAAGUGGCCAUCUCCUGUGUCCAAAGCAAAAAAAUUGCUAUCCUUACAAGAAAGAUACAACAGUACCAGCAAAAGGAGUGAUAUUUCAAAGAUUAAUGUGUAUUAUGAAGAGCUGAGUUACCGGUCAGUUGAGGAAACACCUUCCGUGUCGGUGACCAUGUUGCUUUCCAGUAUGGGAGGAUUGUGGAGCUGGUGGUUUGGUUCUUCAGUUCUUUCUGUGGCUGAGAUUGCAGAACUAGUGCUUGAUACUGUGGCCAUGGUAAUUAUCGUGAUAUACCAAUGGAAGAAGCAGAGGGCAAAAAGGAAUGAUGGCACGAUUGGAACCGAUGCAGCCAGCAACAUCUGCCCUGUACCUUACAUCGACAGCAAGGCUUUCUCCUCUCCCCAGACUGGGCCGCCUGGAAAAGAAUUGGAAAGCAAAACAGAUGACCCCAAAUUCAACGGAGAAAUAAAUGACUUUUCCUAAGCAGUACAGGUUCAUUAAAGGAGAAGGAAAGGUUUACAAGCAGAAUGACUACAAAGGACAGAAAUGAAUGGAUGAGGAACUUAGCAGACAUGGAAUUAGCAAAAAGGUCUGGGCCCUCGACAUGCCCCCAGAGAAGAGAAAUUGCGGAAAUAUAUGUUAUAAUCUUCCAGCUCCUUGCGGAAACAAUUUGCAGCCUUUUCAUCACACUCACAGAUCAUCUUCUCACAGCGAUUACUUGCUUUCACUAGGAGAGAGGGAUCACAUUUAGUUAUAUACCACUAAGCAAUUCUAUUCUAUAGGAAAUGCAAACAUGAUAGGCAGAAAUGAGAAAUGCAAGAGCACUAAAGGGCUUAGAAGCUCACCCCUUAGUUCUCAUUCAGAGAUAAGUACAUUCAGAAGGUAUAUACAGGCCCCUGUUGCAGCCUAUGUUUACUUCCAAUCCCUAACCUCUGCUUCUGAUGAUGUUAUUAUUAGAGAAAGGUUAUACAUUGUAAGGCUGGAUUUUUUUUUCUAGAAAUGUGGUAACUCUACUAUCUAGUUAUUGAUUGAACUACCAUGGGUAUAGGGGUUGCCCAUUAGAGACAUUGGCCAUGGAGCACCUUGAAGAUACAGCAACAACUGAUGGAAGACGAAAUAUGAAAGUGUAUGUGUAGGUGUGCAUCUGGAGGGUGGGGGAGGCUGUGGGGAGCCCUGUCCAGAGGGUUGGGGGCCCAGGUGCAAAUUAUACACUUGGGCCCAUUUAAAUCCAGUUACACUACAGAUUAAAGACCUGAAUGGGCGAAGUACCUGGUUUUGCCUAUUUUGCAAACAAAGUGAAAACAUAUAUGCUCUAAACAGCUGGUCCAUGGGUAGCAACAAUGUAAGGCAGCAAUGCUAUCCACUGUGAUACACAAAGGAUAAUCUAGUGAACUGUAAAAAGAUGAGAUAUAUUUUUGCAUAGCACAAAGUAUAGGAAUGUCUUUGGAGCCUUUGGCUGAUUGAGAAGUUUUUUGGCCACCAGAAGCCACAAUUUAGGCACUUCUUCCUUGGCAACGCUCUGUGGGUGCAGGUGGAUAUUGCUAACUGGCAGUUAAUCCUGUUUAAGCCUUAGACGUUGGUCAGUAAAGGUUAGCAAGGCAAACUAAGGCCCCAUUAAGUAGAUUAGUAGGGUAGGAAAGUAUACAACUAUUUAUUAAGGGAAUGGGCUCUGAAUGCCACAUUUUCUGGAUGGCCUGAGGUAAGGCCCAGUCAGACACUUAUCUUUAAUCUUGUUAAACCAACACCCUGUCCAAGUCACAAUGGAUCAGUACAUAUCUAUCCCAGCUGACCCAUUUGUUAUACUUACUGCACUUUACUUUCUUCUCUUCCUCAAUAUAGAACCGGUAAGGCUGAGUAACAGGGUUGCAUCCGCUCAUUUCAGCCUUGUUAUAGCAGCAGUCCUGGCUGUGGCAGCACCUGAAUAAUACAGGUUAUACUAUGAUGAAAUGCAUUUGCAAAAUAAUUUGAAUAAAAUGAUUUAAUUUUCUGA